Anastrepha ludens (Mexican fruit fly) is the source of this 1858-nucleotide messenger RNA. RefSeq lists its product as uncharacterized. The record is from RefSeq and is a predicted model, not a curated record. Lineage: Eukaryota; Metazoa; Arthropoda; Insecta; Diptera; Tephritidae.
GGUUCUCCGCCUGCAGGCGAUUAAGUAUUUAAUUACAAGAACUACAACUAGGCGUCUACGUAUAUUCUCACUAGGGCAUAUUCUCACUCCAAGUGCCGAUGCCAGCUCCGGCCACGUUUUCGGUUUCGGUUUCGGUGUCUCUGUCGGUCCCGGUCUCGGUUUUGUUUUCUAACUAUCUUUGAUUUUCACUUGCACUUUGCGUUUUCCCUUAACUGUGGUUUUCCGUUAUUCCGCAUAAUUACCUAAUCCUCCACAACGCUCGGUCAUACACUCGCGAGUUGUUAACCUUGAAAAGAUUAAUGAGUCAGUGGAUUCAUUACAAAAACUCUGAAAAAAGUCAUAAAUAAAUAAGACAAACUCAAGUGAAACAAAAGCACAGAAAAUGCAUAGAAAACUAUGUAGGCGGUGCGGACGUACGAGAACAAUCUUGAAAUAAAAUAAAAAGUAUCAAAGGCAAGGAAGCACCAAAGAAAAAGGAUUUCAAACGAAACAAAGCACGCUACAUGAAGGUGGUUGUUGUAGGCGUUGAGCGGCCGAAAAAAUUGCUGCAUGGGAUCCGGUUCGCCUAUUGUUUACACAGCAGCAUCAACACUAGUGGACCGACAAUUGAAUAUGCGGGCAAAAAUAAGCAAUAAAUGAAAUACUAACCAGAGAAAAAUCACACAAAGCAUAAACUCUAAAAUCAGCAGCAAAAGCAAUAAGAACAACAAGGAAAAAGAACAAAAAAGCAUUCACAAAACUCGACAACUCCUGACAGCAACCAGAGAAUUAUUGUGGCAAACUUUCUAGUACUCAAGAAAGCAAAAAAGUGAAGAAUACUGUGGGAGAGAAGAAGGGGAAGACGCAGAACGUGCAGGUCACUUUGCAUAAAUCGCUUAUAAACCUCUCGACGUUCAGCACACACGCGCAUGCACACACACACACAUACACACAAAUUUAAACGAAAACGAAUAAAUCCAGCAGCUGAGUGGAGAAAAAUGGAAUAAUAAGAACAACAAGAAAAAACAACAACAACGAUAACACCAAAUCAGCAGUAACAGAGUUCAAUAACCAGCAACAAUCAAAACGAAAAGCAAUAAUAAUCUUAAACAAAUGUAAAUAUUUAAGGUAACAGCAACGGCAUCGGUAACGGUAAAAAGAGCGAAGGCCAACAAUAACAACAUAUAAGCCACAACAGCUUAAUGUUUAUACACAUACAUACAUACAUACAUCCCAACAUAAAUGCAAACUUCACAGCACUAAGUAAUUGAAUCAAUCAGGAAAGAAAUCAAGGAUGCAGGGGAAUAAAAAGCAAAUUUUUGAUUUUCCAACGUCAACAACAGAGCUCUGAAUUAAGAUUUUGAGAUUUACAUUUCAGAUACAGAUUUCAUAAGCAAAUACGCAAUUAUACUAAACUGAAAAGCUGCAGGCUAUAAAAGCAAAGCAAAGCAAAGCAAAACCGAAAAGCGAUGCAAGAGUGAUUUGAUUUCGGAUUGUAGCAAUUAUUCGCCUUUUGAAAAGCUUCGUCAUUCCAAUUGCAUAACUGAAAAUAGUAGAAUUAUAUUGAGGCUAAGCAAAUAGAUUAUUGGGAAAUCUUAUUUGUCGAAAGUCACCACUCAAACAAUUCCCUAUCCGUAUGCCAAGUAUAAUGUGGAGUACAAUAUCGCCGACAAAUUCCAAGAAACUACUGAUUGACAGGACCCGAAGCGUCGACUAUGUCGGAAACUCACCAUCAGCAGCAACAGCAACUACAACAGCAUCAUCACCAGCAUCAUCAACAGCAAAAGGAGCACCAACAAAAGCAACAGCAACAACGCAAUCGACCAAAAUCUCAAUCGCAAUGGAAAUUCACAUACAAAAUAAGUGCAUCUCAGCAUAG